CGGGAGGGAACAUACGCAUGGCCGUAUUUUUGUUUUGAGGGUGGUUUGACAGUAUUUAACAGAGGAGGCAGCCAUAAGGAAAGGAAGGAAGGGACAGUAUUUAACAAAAUUCUGAUCUGUCCCUUUUAUAGGUAUUAUAAAAUCAAACUUACAAAAUAUAUCCACAUGAAUGAAUAAUACAGUUGCUCCAAAUGCAGUGAUUUAGUGACGUGUUUUCAGUAAUGAUAUUGUGAGCUAUGUAACCUUUCUAGCAUCCAAGUCCUUACAGAUAUACACAUUUUGAUAUAAAUAUUUUACUGAAUUUGCAAUAAUGGAAAGGCUUACAAUCCAGGAAGCUUUUACAACUUUGAAACCUCUUUGCGAUUCUUCAAUGAAAUCACCAAAUGUAAAGAACGCUGAAGAGAUUAGAGUUUGCAUAAGACAUAUUUCUAAUGCAGUGAUUCAAGAUUUACAGGAAUAUGUGUUAUUUCCUUUUACUGUACAUUUACAAAAUGACACUUUAAGCAAAGAUGUAAAAUUACAUUUAGUAGAGACUAUAAGAGCUGUAUUGUUGAAAUCCAAGAUAUUAAAGAUAAAUAAUUUCCAUAAGAUAUUUACAUGUCUUUUAUAUCAAAUAUAUGAUAAGGCGCAACCAAAUAUGGUAAUUUCAGGUCACGAGGAGCUAAAGGAAAGUGUUGUUUUAUGUUUGAGAGAUCUGAUACAACAGUCUACGACGGAUGUUAUUGAAUUAUUAUAUGCAAGAGAAAAUGCACCGAAGAUAGGACAAGCAGUAUAUUUGUCUGUAUCUAUUGCUAAAACUGAAAAAUCACGUUCUCUUAGAUUGGCAGCAAUAGAAACAGUAAUGGUUCUUUGCCAAGUCCACGAUCAAGUCGAUGAUGAUAUAGUUUUACGAGCGCAAGUGGCUGAUGUGAUUAUGCUAUUUCUUCCUGGCAUUGCUAGUGGGUUACAAGAAAUUACACUUGGCAGUGAUAUUCAAGGGCAUAAAGUCACAAUGAUGGCACUUAGAGCAUGGAGUAGAAUAAUCAGCCUUGUAAUGGAAGAUAUUCCCCAAGAGGAGAAUAUUCCCUCCUUGGAUGCUGUCUGUCAUGUUAAUAUUUCCAACUCCUCUGACCCUUUAAAAUGUUCAUUGCAUGCAAAAGGUGUGGCAGGAAUGAAAGAACUAAUGCAAACUGCUACAAGAAGUCAAAACUGGCUCGAUGCUGCUGCUAUCAAAUUGAAUGUCCUUAUUCCAUCUCUACGAGAGUUGACCCAACAUUCUCACUUCAAAGUAAGAAAAGAAUUGGCUGAGAGUGUAAGGCUGUUGCUUAACAAAUGUUCCAGAAAUAUGAAGCCAAGCUUCACGGAACUCGUGGAGAUUCUGAUUUCUUUAUCAGAAGACGAAGUUGAGGAAGUGAACAAAAUUGCUAAACAAGCGUUAAACGAUGUCAAUGAAAAGUGUACAGCUAACCAAAAUUCUAGGCCGUUGAUAGAAUUGUUGGAGGAAAAUUUUUAUAAGCUCCUCACUAAAUUGCCCAGAAUUAUUCGUGGAUCUGACGACGCAGCGCAACUGUCACAUCUAAAUCAUUUGGCCGGUUAUUUAAGACUGUUUGGAAAACAGAGACUGCCCCAAGUUAUAUCAUCCAUUGCUCACUUGCGAAGAUUGCUUCUUGCAUUGGUUUAUGUUGCUGAAUUAAACUGCAGUAAUGUCUCACUCUUGGAAGACGUUGCUAUUAAACAUCACGACGAUGCCAUGCAAUACGCGACAAUGCAUCCAUGGAAAGAAUUCAAAUUUAUUCGUGAAUCAUCCGUGGAAGACAAGCUUACUUAUGUUUGCAAAUAUUUGGGAGAAUUUGGAAACUUAAGCAUAUUAGUAGAUGCUAUUCAAGAAUUGAUAUUAGACAUGCCACAAUAUAAAAAAGAAUUAACGUUACUACUCAAUUGGAUAAUAAAUGUUCCAUUCGAAGACCCUACUACGCUAUCCUUAUAUAAAACAAUCGUGGAUAAUUAUAUAUCACCCGACUCCUGGUAUUUGCCUCUUGCUGUUACACAAAACGUAUCUUUACGCGAAGCACAGAGUAAUAUCGUACAAUGCGGCCUCUUUUUAGAAGGUUUGAGUAUAAUAGCGCAAAGAGUUGGAGAAGAGUAUCAUAGAUUUCUUCUAAAAACACUUUACUUGGUCAUAGAGAGAGCAGGUAGUGGAUAUAGUGUACUCAGUAUGAUCGGAUUUCAAACUCUUCAACAAAUAGCAAAGACACUUCGUUACGCCACUGUAACAGAUCUUCUUCAGGCUAACAUUGAUUACUUGUCCUAUCAUGUGACAUUGAAGCUACGAAGAGUUGAACGUAAUCCUGGAGUACUUGACGUCGUUGCACUUAUUAUGAAGUAUAGCACAAUGGACGUUUUGCCAUGUUUAAAAGAUUUUGUAGAGGACGUACUCAGACAGUCUGCUGCGAAUUUUCAACAAAAAAAUUCCUACUCUUUUCUGAAAGUCUUUCACAUAUUUGCAGUGUGCAUAAGAAGGCUAACGUUGAACGAGCAGAUAAAAACAAGUGUAGAAGAAGAAAUCUCAGAAGAUCCAUCUGAAAUAGUGAUAAGAGCAAUACAGGAAUAUUACCAAGCAAAGAGGAUAUCUGAAAGAAUAGAAGAUGAUGAUCUUGGAGGUAAACCAGAAGACAUACUGGAAGAGCUGAAAAAUAAAGCAGACUUAGACAACGAAGUCCAGGAAUAUUUAGAAGAUGAAAAGAAAGCAGAGCCACCGCUAUCUAUAAACAUGAUAAAAGAAAUUUCAAAGCGAUGCUUACAUUUCCUACCAUCUAAAGACCUAGCAAGGGUAUUGCUCGCCAUGGACACUCUAAAAGAGAGUUUACAUAUUUUAUCAGACUGGGAAAACGAAUUGUUGCCUAUUGUUCAUGAAUUAUGGCAUCCAUUGGUAGACAGAUUCAAAGAUCCUAAUCCCCUUGUAAUAAAUAGAGCCUGGCAAUUGCUCAUAACCCUUGCUGACGUUUCCAAAGAUUUCAUUAGAUCCAGAACACUGAAACAAGUGUUACCAUCAAUUUCGAAUUUCUUGAAAAACUCCUCCAAGGAAAGUUACAAUCAAAAAUCUGGAGGCGUUUAUGAAUUUAGUCAGGCAUAUAAAUUACAAAAGGAAUUGCUUUCGCAAUUGGGUCGCACUGCAAAUAAUCUUCAGCUUCAGGAGAGAGAACUUUGGAAUUUGUUAGAUAUCGCCCAACCGUAUCUUAGUGUAAAGCAAAAUAAAUCAUUGCAGGAAUGCUGUAUAACAAUGUAUAAAGAUAUUGCUGACUACGAUGCAGAUAUUGUUUGGGUAAAAUGUCUGAGGAUUUGCAACACUACAAGUACCAUAGAAGCACCUGACGAUAGAUUUCAAACGAUAAAUUUGCAGGUUGCAAGUACCAAUAUACAAAGCGAAUAUCAGAAGAAUGUAGAAACAAUUAUAACUUACAUUCAAGAUAAGACGAUUGGUGUCUCGAGACAAUAAUAUUAUUAUGUACAAAAUUAUGUUCAACGUGUCUAUGUAAUUCGGUACGUUAAUGUUAUAUAAUUGAGUGAUUCCAUUAGCUACGCGUUUUACUUACACUUUAAUCAAUAAAUAUCACUAUUUUCCAUGCUACGGUGAAAAAAUGUCACGUGCCUCGUUCGAUAGCGUUAGAUUGGAUUGACUAUUACAAAAUUUAUUUUAUCAUACUUGAUUUAAAAUGCACAAGUGUUACGUAUUUUAAAACUUUAAUAUUAUUAUUUUUUUUUUUCUUUAAAUAUUUUUUAUCGCUUCUGCGUUUAUUCAAUCACGCUACCAUCAUAAUAUUUUUAUGAUAAAUGUUCGACUUGUCAGACGAAUCAAAAAAUCCUUAGAUUAGGAGUUUAUCUGUACAUUUAUAGUACUACUCCUAAUAAAUUAUGUCCUUUAUCUAGUAUUUAAUUUUUUGGUACCCUUACCAUCAAACGUCAACCAGUUGAAAUACUGAUUCAUUUAAAAUAAGAUAUACUUUCACUAUAUCAAGUGACCAGCUUAGAACAUUUUAACUAAGUUCAAUUGUUUAUUCACAAGGCAAGAAUUACUUGCAUUGUUUGUAAUGCGAUUGCUUCCAAGGCUGCGAUAAUUAUAUAAAUUUAGUUAUAAGAAAUAAAAUGAUUUCAAUACUU
This is a messenger RNA of Cephus cinctus (wheat stem sawfly), 4137 nucleotides long. RefSeq names its product TELO2-interacting protein 1 homolog (gene Tti1). Bases 311 to 3475 code for a protein of 1054 amino acids. Lineage: Eukaryota; Metazoa; Arthropoda; Insecta; Hymenoptera; Cephidae. Gene Ontology annotation, cellular component: cytoplasm. The transcript has 15 exons. Gene Ontology annotation, biological process: chromatin remodeling. The record is from RefSeq and is a predicted model, not a curated record.